This is a messenger RNA of Tilletiopsis washingtonensis, 1870 nucleotides long. RefSeq lists its product as hypothetical. The transcript has a single exon. Lineage: Eukaryota; Fungi; Basidiomycota; Exobasidiomycetes; Entylomatales. The coding region runs from base 467 to 1555 and encodes 362 amino acids. The record is from RefSeq and is a predicted model, not a curated record.
AAGGAGGAGAAGAGGCGCGUGAGAGAAGCCACCACCGAGAUCGGUGGUGCGGACUGGCGCGCCGAGGCGGCGUCGGCGGAGAUGCGCCUGCGCGACGUCAGGGAAAAGCUGAGCGUCUGUGAGUGGGCGCCCUGCUGCCACGUGCAGGCGAAUGUGGCGGUCAGGCGGGUGUGCUGAUGCUGGAUGCGCUCGCCUUGCAGCCACGCAGCAGGCGGUGGCGCGUGCCUUGUCUGCGCCGUUGUGCGCCGAGGCAAAGGAGCUGCCGGAUGUUGACCGCCUGCUCGACACCAUGACGCUGGCGGCGGUGGAGAACGAGCUGCCUGGCGGCGUGGCACCACAGGCGGCGGCGCUCUUGCUGGCGGCCCUGCAAGUGAGUAGGAGACGUACGCUGCAUCAAGGAGCACAGCGUUGAUCGAGACCUCAUUCUGCGCUGCUUCAGAAUCACUUGCAGAACGUGGCAAGCAGCAUGAUUGCCGCUGUGCGCUCGCACGGCGCCGACGGCAUCCGCACGUCAGGCCCAGCACCACCCGCGUCUGCGUCUGCAGCAGUGGCGGCUGCCGCAGCCUCAGCAUAUGCGCAGGCCCAGGCGCGUCUGUCGCGCUCGCCGUCGGUGAUGGAAGAGGACGAGGAGGCGCAGACGCAGCACGCUGGUCCUUCUUCAUCCGACUAUGCCGCACGCGCCAACCUCCUCGCUGCGCCCGCAGCGCAGAGUCCCAGUCGCUCGUUGCGCAACAUGCGCUCCGACCUCUCGACGCGCACGGGCACCAGCACGCUGGCGACAUGCAGUGCUGCAGACAGCAGCAUGAUUUCGUUUGUCAGCACCGCGCCCACCUCGCACGCCCACGGCUCCGACGACGGCCACGACACGAGUGGCGACGCCGACGCCGACGGCGACACCAGCAUGCAGGACGGCAGUGUGCUGCUCUCGCCGCGCUCGGCGGCCGCAAAGGCCGCGGCAGCGGUGGCGGCCAAGCAUGCCAGUGCUCAGGGUGCACCCAGCCUGCGGCUCCGCGACGUUGACUUUCUGCUGGCCCUCUCGCCGCAUGCUGCCGUCGAGCCGUUGGGUCAAAGCUCCGCUGCUCGUCUGCUGCUGCCCGCCGACGAGCAAGAGGACGUCACCGCUGCUACCCGCGCCUUUCAGCGCACCGAGCCGCUUGCGGGACGCAACGACACGGCCAUCAUGCAGGCGGCAGCGCGCCACGCGGCGCUGGCGAAGGUCUCCGACGUGGGCGGCGAGGGCAGCAUGGGUGCGCGUGCACGCUACAUCAUCGAUCAGAGCGUCGUCUUUGGCCUCUUUGAUCGCCCGGCACUCGUGGAGCAGCACGCGGCAGAGGCAAGCGGCCGCAAGCCACGCCCGACAAAGGGUGGGCUCUCGCUUGCGCCUCCACCGCCGCCGGCACCACUGCCGUCGGGCUCGCAGCCCAAUGGCUUGCAGCCGCAAGAGGCGCCGCGAGACGUGUCGGACGAGAUGGAGGCGCGCAGAAGGGCGCACCUCAGCGAGCCGCAGUACGAUGUUGCCGACCCCGUUGCGCUGCUCGCUGGCUUCGCCGACUGAGAAAGCGUCGCCGCUGUCCGCUUUCAGUCCCUCACUUCUUUACUCUCCUCCCUGGGCCACCAGCUCUUUUAUUCUAGCGCUUCCGUGUGCGCGCCCGGCUUCCUUCCUCAGACCCUCGCCCCACCGCACUCCACGUUAAUCCCUCCACUGCAUCGCCCCAUCACCAAGUCCCCACACCACACUCCCAUUGCCCCCUCGUCCACUCCAUCCACCGCACACACACACAUCAGACACACACGUCCUCCCUCUAGCUUGCUUCUCUCUCUCGGCACGCUCGCCUGCAAAAGGAAUGACAUAGCCGUUGCCUCAGCGAGC